AUGGACUCGGGCGCACUUGUGACCGACGAGAUUGUCUUUUCUCCGUCAUAUGUGGACGUUAAGGACGACAUUACGGGCGAUCCGUUGAUUCAGCGCAAGAACGAAAAUGAAGCCACGCUCGGCUCGCGUCCGGAGGAUUUUUACAAGCAGACGCAGCCCGUAAUUGACAUUUACCGUGAGCAAGGCAAACUGGUGGAAGUAAAUGCUCACACGGAAAUGCAUAAGGUGACGGAGCAGAUCCGUAAGAGCCUCGGCUCGGAUUAG
Peronospora matthiolae is the source of this 264-nucleotide messenger RNA. The record is from the annotation of a GenBank genome assembly. Lineage: Eukaryota; Oomycota; Peronosporomycetes; Peronosporales; Peronosporaceae.